GUGUGUUGCUCAGAAUAACGCAAGCCCUCAGUGUGACUACCCGUACAAUUUUAUUCAUAGCAAAGCUCAAGAUCACUUGGAUUAUAAUCAUGACUCUGGAAGAGAUUCGCGGACAUGAGAGCGCGCUCGACAAGACUGAUCGAGUGCAGAGCGCGGGCACAGCGCUCGAGGACCUGCUGGUCUCUGCUAAGAACCAGGACUACCUCAGAGUGCAGAGCGCAGGCACAGCGCUCGAGGAGCUGCUGGUCUCUGCUAAGAACCAGGACUACCUGACAGUCGGGGUUUACGAGUCAGCCAAAAUCAUGAAUGUUGACCCGGACAGUGUGGCUUUCUGCGUGCUCGCUACAGACGAGGAAUACGAGUGCGACAUCGCGCUGCAGAUCCACUUCACCCUGAUUCAAGCCUUCUGCUUCGAUAACGACAUCAACGUGGUUCGCGUCAACGACAUUGAACGCCUCGCCGAUCUCGUGGGCGCUGACGAAACCGGCGAACCCAAGGACGCCCACUGCAUUCUUGUCACGAGUCCAAGCGCAGAGACGUGGAAAGACCCAGCCCUUGAUAAGCUCAGCGCCUUCUGCGAGGAGAGCCGCAGUUUGUGCGACUGGGUUCCUACCAUCACUCUGCCCGCACGCUGAACUGCGCGAGUCCCACGCCACGCUUCACGUGACGACUGAAGAAAAAAAAAACGAACGUGAAAAGCAACGAUGCCCGCCUCGAUGUGAGGCAGCGGCUGUAGCCCUGGACCCAGAGAGGAUUCUGGGAUGGACGUUCGGUUCUAGGGGACCUUUACCCUGAGGAGGGGGGUCAAAGUUCAUCCGAGGAUGUGGAUCGGGUCAGAUGGAUUAUGGAUGGACUGCUUUCAUGACCAGAAGGUUCUGGGGGGAGUGCGAGGAGGUGGACAGGAUGUGACUCCGUAGUGCAGGAGAAAGGGUCCCUCCCUCUCUCUGCUGGACCCUGUGCAGCUAGGAACAGGGGAGCAACUGCAGAAAGGGAUGAAAGAAGGAAUGGGAUGGACAGAUGAGAGCUUGGAAACUAGAAUGGAUGCAUUUUCUUUGUAACUGAUCAGAGCAGGGGGACACUGAACUCCUGCUGAAAUGAAAGAGAAACUUUGGACUUUUCUUUGAACCAAGUUUUCCUGCACCACCCAUGGGGAGGCAGCUGGGGUGCAAACCAAGACACCUCACCUCCCCAGGCUUGAUUGGACCUGCCACUUGAAAUGGAAAAAUAUUUCUUGGAUUUUUCUUGGAGAGAUGCUGAAAAAAAACAUGCAUGAUCAAUGUGUUUUGCUUUUAAACUGUAACCAUUUUACAUGUAAAUAAAUGUUUCAAACUAUA
Hypomesus transpacificus is the source of this 1334-nucleotide messenger RNA. It is a transcript of the gene gadd45ga, whose product is annotated as growth arrest and DNA-damage-inducible, gamma a. NCBI's taxonomy places the organism in Eukaryota, Metazoa, Chordata, Actinopteri, Osmeriformes, Osmeridae. The coding region runs from base 90 to 635 and encodes 181 amino acids. Gene Ontology annotation, biological process: regulation of cell cycle. The transcript is spliced from 4 exons. The record is from RefSeq and is a predicted model, not a curated record. Gene Ontology annotation, cellular component: nucleus; cytoplasm.